AUGAUCCUGUUAUGGGUUACACUGCUUGUUCUUCAUCGAGGAUAUACGUUGGUUCCAGUGACCACAGUUCAACUUGGUGAACCUGUGACUUUAACGUGUGAUUUGCCUAAUGACGAGUUUAACGACAGACUCUACUGGUACAAGCAGAGUGCAGGGGAGACUCUGAAAUUGAUUGUGAGACUGCGUAAACAUGUGAACCCUGUGUAUGGACCAGAGUUUUCUGCCUCAAGAUUGGAUGUAAAUAUUUCUAACAAAAUCAGCAGUCUGACCAUUUUGAGGACAAUUCAAGAAGAUGAGGGAAUGUAUCACUGCACAGUCAUGGAGUGGACUGAGAUUACCUGGACCGGCACCUAUUUGUCAUUAAAAGGAAACACUCAGAGGACAUCAAACUAUGCUGUUGUUCAGUGGCCGACAGUAUCUGAUCCAGUCCGUCCAGGAGCCUCGAUGUCUCUCCAGUGUUCAGUCCUCUCUGACUCUGAGAACAAAAUGUGUCCAGGAGAUCACAGUGUGUUCUGGUUCAGAGCCGGAUCAGAUAAAUCUCAUCCAGACAUCAUCUACACUGAUGGAAAUAGACGUGAUGAAUGUGACAGGAACUCUGACACUCAGAAGAGUUGUGUUUAUCGCUUCUCUAAGAACGUCAGCUCCUCUGAUGCUGGGACUUACUACUGUGCUGUGGCCACAUGUGGACAGAUAUUAUUUGGAGAUGGAACUAAAGUGGAAAUUGAAGGAACCAGUACGUGCUCACAGAAUGCAGAUGCACUUAUUUUUCUGCUGUGUGCUGUCUUGGCUAUAAGUCUGACUGUCAUAGCUGUCCUUGUUUACACCAUCAAGAAAAACAAGUCUGAUUGUGGCGACGGUAAUAGAAGUUAUUAG
This is a messenger RNA of Epinephelus lanceolatus (giant grouper), 873 nucleotides long. The record is from RefSeq and is a predicted model, not a curated record. Lineage: Eukaryota; Metazoa; Chordata; Actinopteri; Perciformes; Serranidae.